This is a messenger RNA of Pantherophis guttatus, 1508 nucleotides long. The record is from RefSeq and is a predicted model, not a curated record. Lineage: Eukaryota; Metazoa; Chordata; Lepidosauria; Squamata; Colubridae.
AUAGGAGGGAGGUGGUAGCACUACGGAAAAGACUGACGCAUUUGGCCUCAUUUACAAAGGUUUUUGAAUUUAUAGCAGCUCUCAGAACCGGCAGAUUUAAUUCAGAUACAUAAUUGGGCCCUUCUGCCUGAUACUCUCGGAGCUGAACGAGAAUCGAUUACCUGGGGACACUUUCUGUUGUGUUCUCUUGGAAAAAAGGAAUGUAAAAAGGUGUAUUGAGGUGCUAUCAGUUCUUAUAUGAUACGUGAUAUGGGCAAUUAUUUAAUUAAGGAUUGAUACAGCUUUGAAUCUGCUUUGUCCAGUAAUUAAGAUGAUUAAAUCCGAAAUUCUGAAAAGUCACUCAUCUAUUCCUCAUUCUGAUGAUGUAAUAAUUGCUUGUGAAGAUGGGUCUUUCCAAAAAACAGGGCAGAAGACAAGGAUUGUAGGUCCUGAAGAAGUAAAACAAUUAGCCCAAAAUCAGGUAUCUGACUUAGUAUCUGACUUCAAGCAACAGAAACUUGAGAAAGAAGCACAAAAGAACUGGGAUCUAUUCUACAAAAGAAACAGCACCAAUUUUUUCAAGGACAGACACUGGACAACAAGAGAGUUUGAAGAAUUAAAAGCCUGUGGUAAAUUUGAAGAUCAAAAAUUGACAAUUCUGGAAGCAGGUUGUGGUGUUGGGAACUGUUUAUUUCCACUUCUAGAAGAAGAUUUGAAUAUGUUUGCUUAUGCUUGUGACUUCUCUCCCCGAGCAGUGGAAUAUGUAAAGCAAAAUCCUCUAUAUGAUGCCAAAAGAUGCAAAGUAUUCCUGUGUGACCUGACCAAAGAUGAUCUUGUGGAAAAUGUACCAUUAGAGUCAGUAGAUGUGAUUAUGUUAAUAUUUGUACUUUCUGCCAUUCAUCCUGAAAAGAUGCAUUUAGUUUUGAACAAUAUUUAUAAGGUAUUAAAACCAGGUAAAUAUGUUCUGUUCAGAGAUUAUGGCCUUCAUGACCAUGCAAUGCUGAGGUUUAAAUCUGCUUGCAAGCUGGGAGAAAACUUCUACGUACGACAAGAUGGAACCAGAUCAUACUUUUUUUCUGAUGAGUUUUUGGCAGAACUUUUCCUGUCUGUGGGAUAUGAAGAAAUAGUUAAUGAAUAUGUGUUUCGAGAAACUCUGAACAAAAAAGAAAAUUUAUGUGUGCCAAGAGUUUUUCUCCAAAGCAAAUUUCGAAAGCCUCAGAAAUAAGUUUUUGCUGAUAAAUUGUUGAACAAUUGAAGUUCAAGGCUACUUUCUUAUGUUAUUCAAUUUAAACCAAGUUUUAUAUCAGGCCUAUGGGACAAAAUAAACCUAGCACUUGCCUCGUCCUCUUCUAUUGAUAAAAUCUUGAAGAUAGCGGAAGACUCUGCUUCUAUUUUAAAUAUAAUUCAAUAAUUUUGGGAUUAAACUACCAGCUUUCAGAUUAUAAUUCAGGAUCACAAAGUUUUCCUUGGCAAGAAUGCUUAUUAUCAAGCAGAUUCCUGAAGUUAUAUAAUAAACUCAUAUAUAAGCA